This is a messenger RNA of Corythoichthys intestinalis (scribbled pipefish), 2090 nucleotides long. It is a transcript of the gene cldn23.1, whose product is annotated as claudin 23.1. NCBI's taxonomy places the organism in Eukaryota, Metazoa, Chordata, Actinopteri, Syngnathiformes, Syngnathidae. Bases 60 to 887 code for a protein of 275 amino acids. The transcript has a single exon. Gene Ontology annotation, biological process: bicellular tight junction assembly; cell adhesion. Gene Ontology annotation, molecular function: structural molecule activity. The record is from RefSeq and is a predicted model, not a curated record. Gene Ontology annotation, cellular component: bicellular tight junction; plasma membrane.
UCGCUGCACUAACCCGAGCGAAACACACGCGCACCACACUCGUCGAGACUCGCGUCAGGAUGCCGAACAGAACGCAGGAAUGGACGCGCCCGUCCCUGCGCACGCCGGGUAUCUUCAUCUUCGGUCUUGUCAUGGCGCCCUGCGGCUGGGUGCUCAACUUGACCGCCACCGUGGCCCCCAACUGGAGAACCCUGGAGGAGCCCAACAGACCGCCCAACGAGUUCAUCGAGCAGGGCAUCUGGGACAUCUGUCGGUCCGUCACUACGUCCACGUCAUCCACUUGCGGCCUGGAUGAUGACACGUACUUCGGUAAUGAUAUCAUCGAGGUGGCCCAGGGACUCAUGGUGGCAUCGCUAGUGGUUACCCUCGUGGGCUUGGCUGUGGCCAUCCCUGGGAUCCGCUGCUGGAAAGAGAGGCCAAACUGGGUGGUGGCCGGCCUGGGAGGGAUUUUGAUCUUCAUCUCGGGGGUGUUCACACUCAUCCCAAUCUCCUGGUACACUCACAUCCUAGAAGACAUCACCACAGAGACCGAAAUUGAGACCGUGAGCGUGGGCUACUGCAUCGUUCUUGGUUUCAUCGGCGCUAUCUUCGAGAUCCUGGGCGGCUUCGUCAUGUUUAUCGGCAUCUGUCGCUGCUGCGGCGGGAAGAAUCGCGGCGAGGUGCGCGUGGAGGAAAUCGGGCCUAGUCGAUUCACUUCGCGGCCGCAGGCGCAGCCGAGACGCGUGGACGUACCCUCGCUGAGUCGGGGCCGGAGCCCCGCGCCCAGCAGCGUGCCCUACAUCCGGGAUACCCUGGACGACGAUAUUUCUUUCCCCCGGGCAAAGAGCACCGGGCCCCGCUCCAUCAACACCUCGUACAGCGGGAGGCCCUACGACGCUGACCUUUGAGGGGCCCCAAGUUUCCACACACGCGCACACACACACACGGAGAGAAAGAUGAUUUAUUACAGUAUUCCCCAACCUGCUUUCAAACAAGCCACGUGUUUUAUAUUGAAGAAAAAAAAAUCAAAUGUAGUAAGGAACUACAUUAACUCAUUGGGUGCCAUUGACAGCAAUACACGUCCAAUCCAUUUGGACUGAGAGUGUUGGCAUCGAAUAAAUGUUCAUUCAUUCGCUGCAAACCUUCCCAGAUCAAAUGGAUUCAAUUUCAAUUGUCAUCAACGUCCAAACUAGAUUUUUUCACUAGGCUGCUCCACGUAUUUUCUGGUAAUUUACUUCAUGCUUUCUCUACAAACAAAAAACAGACAAAAAACACUGGCAGUACAGCCCAGCAAAAAAGUACCGGACAUUACUACUUUUGCCACCACUGGAAAAAUCUAAAUAACAACAAUGUCAAAAUUUAGACUAAUUUCAUCAUAAUCUAUCUAUUGAAUUCAAAGAUACCUUAUUCUGUUGUAUGAGUAGAAACGCAGGUUGUCAUCGAGUCUAGUUGAAGAAAGGGCAAUCAAUCAGCCGCUUGCAUUAAUAGAUUAACAAAUUACAUUGUUUUAGAAGGUAAAUCAGAAUUUUAGACUGUUACCUUCAACACACCUGACAAGCCUUCUUUAUACAAUACGGGUUGAGAAUCACAUUUCUAGGACUUUAAUGGUGAUUGCCUGCACAAGUAAAAACUGCCAUAUGUGGACAUGUUGGAAGAUGGAUGCAUGAAAAAAAACAUCAAUGAAGACUGAGACAGCCUUUUUUUUCUUUUUCAAACUAAAUGAAGGUUCAAUCAGCUAAGAGAGAUCAAAUAAUUUAAUAUUGUUUAAGCCAAAGAUGUUUGUAUUACAUGUAUUCUAAUUUUGUACCAUGCAGUGAAGGAGUUUUUUACAGGUUUAUAGAGCCAUGUGAUCCCAGAAUUGCAAUUUAACAUUUUCUUAAAGGGGAAUGACUGUUUUUGUCAAUGAAAUCAGCCAAGUGUUUUCUUUUAUAUAGCCUACUCCUUUGUAAAUAACUGAAGUUUCCUGAAAUUACAAACUAUGUCAAUGAACAAGCCUCUCUUCUGUUUUAAUGCAAAUAUCCCUAUAUGCACUUUACAAUGGUGACUGGAAGUAAUGUGAUCAACAAUGUGCUUUGAGUGCUUUAUUAAACUGUAUAUUGUGUCUACAGGCA